Messenger RNA from Anastrepha obliqua, 2573 nucleotides. RefSeq lists its product as uncharacterized. The transcript has 4 exons. NCBI's taxonomy places the organism in Eukaryota, Metazoa, Arthropoda, Insecta, Diptera, Tephritidae. Bases 216 to 2291 code for a protein of 691 amino acids. The record is from RefSeq and is a predicted model, not a curated record.
GCCGCCGCAAUAAAGAGCCUCGCUUAGCGGGCAAAGAAGCAGUAGGCGCGUUUUAGCAGCAACUGUAAAGCAAAGACGGACAGACGAUUGCAGUAGUGGUAGCGUCGUGCACACGUGCUAGUGUUUUUUGUUAGGGUCGCGCGCGAGCGCGUGUGUUUUGUGUGCGUGUGUGUGAGUGUGAGUGUACGUGAGCCAGAAGGAGGCUCACAAACAGCAUGAGAAUCACGCUUUCCGUGCUCCUCGCCACGCUCACAAUUUAUUGCAGCUCGUCGGUUUUAUCUUUGCCACCAUCGCUUAUCGCCACAGCGGCAUCCUUGGGACGGCACUACGCUCGCCAAAAACGAAAUAACCAAGGCGUUCCAACAGCCAACGCCGCUGGUGAUGACGACGAUGAUGAUGUCAACAUGAACGCGCAUGCAUUUGUCUUUGGUGGCGGCGAUCCGCUUGCCAACUUUAAUGAUGACGCCGCGGUAGAUAAUGUGUACAACGAUGCUGGUGAAGUUGCUGAUAUGGCCAGCAGUAAUGGCGACCACAACUACGACGACGACGAUGGCGACGACGAUGAAGACACCAAUGCCGCCAAUGACAUUUUAAUGCUGCUCAAUGGCGAACAAGAUGUCAUGAAAUUCUUGAGUUGGGCCAUGCAGCAGCUCUACCCAUAUCAGCAUUUUGCCAAUAAGAGCGGCAACGGUGGCGCGGAGUAUUACCACCCAGGCAUGUUCAACUGGAAGAAAUUUAAUUUAUCGGGACACCUCGAGCCGCCAUUAUUGGUAGAGGAGCCGCAUUAUGUGAUUGUGCGGCGUGAGCAGCUGGAAGAAGAUCUGCAGCCAGGCGCACGCACCGCAAAUCGUCAAUCAACACAGCGAAGUUCACCCUAUCUGAGUGUUUUCAAUUUCAAUCACGGCCCACAGUACAAAGCCGAUCCAUUCAUACCACCGCGCGGUCGCAAACACAAUUUGCCCGAUUUGGAUGCGUUGCUGAAUCGUUAUGAGACAUUUGUGCCGAACCGCGGCAAACGCGACAGAAUCAAAGACAUUUUUAAGUAUGAUGAUCUAUUCUUUCCGAAUCGCGGCAAAAAGCAACAGAAGCCGCCAAAGGCCACAGCACUGGCGCUCAACGGGCAAUCGCAACGGCACUAUGACGAUGAGACCAACGAUUUGAAGGGAAUUGGAAGCGCGAAUGAAGGCAAUUCUGACUACGUUGGAGAUAGAGCGCUAUUGUUAGACAGUCAAGUUGAUGGCGACGAUGACAGCAACUUGACAGCGCCGCCUGCUAUUGACGCCAUGCGCCGCAUGUUGGGCGGAAUAAUGAAAAGUGUGCGGCCGCAUACACUUGACAUGGCAUCGCCGGGAAAUGAAGCGCGCGGCGGCGACGAUAGUGGAACGCUAGGAAUUAGGUAUGACAAGAACAGUGAUGACAACAGCAAAAAUUAUAGUGACACAAUUGACAGCAAUCUGGAGGCUGAUGGUGAUAGCAAUGGCGAUGGCGAAAACGACGCUGUCGUCAGCGCCUUUGUUGGCUGGCCUUUGAAAAAUGACGACAACGCAGCGUUAACAAGCAAUCAAAUAAAUGGGAACAAUCAAUCAGUCAAACCAUCAAUGCCAAAAAUAGGCGCGAUCAACGCAUUGACCCAUGCAAUGCUCAAAAGGCCUGCCAUGAUUGCUGCAGAGCCACAGCAUUGGCGCAGCGCUUUUAAGAAUCGUCGAAUGCGACGCGUGGCGGGCAUAUUCGCCGGUGCGACACGGCUCGCAGCUAAUCGUUUGCGCUCAAUGUCAACAGUGAGUCAGAGGCAGCGGCAACGCUACCAGCUUCAGCGGCAAAUUAGACAGCAAUUGCACUACAAUCAACAGGGGAGCGACCUACAACUGCAACAACAACAACAACCAUCCAAUAAAGUGACGCUGCGCUACUUCAGCCGCCAUUUGCGAAGCGAACAAUUCCAAAAACAACAACAGAAGAAGCAGGCACAACGUCGCACUACUUGGCAGAUGUCACUGCCGCCAUCAAAUCAGGUGCGAACCGAAAUCAACGCUUUGGAUCGUUUGCCCUGGCGACUGGUAAAACCAAAACCAAAGCAGCGACAUAAUAAAAACCCGUUGACAGCCCAACAUCUGCCUUUGACAUGGCUGCAACACUUGCCGGUGGAACAAGAACAAACGCAAUCAGAACGACUGCAACAACUACAACAGCAAUUGCAACAACAUUUGCUUGAUCGAGUUGAUGGUGUCGAUGCUGGGCACAUCAGCUCUCCAGAGACCUUGGAUAUUGAUCGCAUCUAUUUAAACAUUUAAAGUUUAAUAAUACCGCUGUUGGCUCCCAUUUUUUUGCUCAUUAUCAUUGGCACCUUUGCGGCAUUAGAAAUGCAUUGCAGAAAAUACGACUAAUAAGAUUUUGUAGAAAAGAGAUUUUUUUUAAUAUAUUUAGAUUUUUGAGUGAAUUUUAUAAGAAUACUAUGAAAUAAAAACGCACAGAAACGCAACAAAACACGGUUGCAACUUGCAUGCAUAUGACCGUAAAUAUGUACAUACAUUACUAAUUACAUGGAAAUGUGGUGAAAUGCAGAGAAACGCAUG